AUGGAAGCACAAGACCAUGUUGACGUUGAACGUGUCGAGAGCCACACACAUCGAAGUGUCCUCUCGCGCCUGUCACGCACGACCAGUGCACCAAGAGCACCAGUGGCUCCCACCGUCCUCCCCCUGAUGGACCUGGACAAGGGCAUCGUCGGCUGGGAGUCGCAGGAUGACCCGGCCAUGCCACUCAACUGGGCCCAGAGCCGCAAGUGGUCCGUCACCAUCAUGCUGGCCUGCAUCACCUUCAUGACCCCCUUUGCCUCGUCCAUCCUGGCACCCGCGAUCCAGUUCCUCGCUGAAGACUACAACGUGUCCAGCCUCACCAAGGCGUCCAUGCCCGUCAGCAUCUUCCUGCUCGGGUACGCUGUUGGACCGCUCUUCCUCUCCCCUCUCUCCGAGAUAUACGGUCGCCACAUUGUGCUCACAUCGGCGAGUGCCUACUUUUGCGUCUGGCUCAUUGGCUGCGCACUCGCGCCGAGUAUUGACACGCUCAGCUUCUUUCGCUUCAUGUGCGGUGUCGGCGGCUCGGCGUGCCAGACCAUCGGCGGCGCCGUGAUCGCCGACGUCUUCCCCGUCCAUCAGCGCGGCCGCGCCAUGACCAUAUGGAUGAUGGGACCCAUGGUUGGCCCGACGAUUGGGCCCGUCAUCGGCGGGUUUACCGCCCAGACCAUAGGCUGGCGCUGGGGUAGCUGGAUCACCUUCAUCCCGGCUACGAUUGUGGUCGUCGUCAUGGCCAUCUUCAACAGCGAGACGAAUCACCAGGUGCUGAUCAAACGCAAGACACUGAAGCUGCGAAAAGAGCUGAAUCGUCCGGAGCUGCGGAGCUGCUACGUGGACCCAGACGCGCCCGUCAUCACUAAUGGACGUAUCCUCCUGAACGGCCUGGUGCGGCCCAUCAAGAUGCUCUUCACCAGCGUCAUCAUCUUCGCUGUCAGCUUGUACAUUGCCUUUGUGUACGGCUGUCUGUACCUGCUCUUCAACACAAUUCCCAUGGUCUUUCAGGGCGCCUACGGGUGGUCCAUUGGCGUGACCAGUCUGGUCUACUUCAGCCUGCUCAUCGGCUACGCCAUCAGUCUCUCCAUUUUUUCGGUUCUCUCCGACAAAACCGUCGUGCGCAUGACGACCGCUAACAACGGGGUCUACCAGCCCGAGUUCCGACUACGAGAUUGCAUCUAUUUCGCCCUCAUCCUGCCUGUGACCUUUUUCUGGUACGGCUGGAGCGCGGCCGAGAAGACGCACUGGAUUGUGCCGACGCUGGGCAUCAUCCCCUUUGGCAUCGGCUGCAUCGGCGUGUGGAUGCCCAUCCAGGCCUACAUUGUCGAUGCGUAUCCGCAGUUUGCCGCCAGUGGGCUGGCUGCCUUCUCCGUGCUACGCUGUACCGUCGCGGCCUUUCUGCCCUUGGCUGGCCCGGCCAUGUAUGAGGAGCUGGGCGUCGCGUGGGGGUCCUCGCUCCUGGGGUUCAUCGCCGUGGCUAUGAUACCGAUCCCCACGGUCAUUUUUAAGUAUGGCAAGACGCUCAGGGAGAGAUAUCCUCUGGACUUGUGA
Messenger RNA from Emericellopsis atlantica, 1542 nucleotides. Its product is annotated as major facilitator superfamily domain-containing protein. Bases 1 to 1542 code for a protein of 513 amino acids. The transcript has a single exon. Gene Ontology annotation, molecular function: transmembrane transporter activity. Lineage: Eukaryota; Fungi; Ascomycota; Sordariomycetes; Hypocreales; Bionectriaceae. Gene Ontology annotation, biological process: transmembrane transport. The record is from RefSeq and is a predicted model, not a curated record.